AUGAGUGCCCAGGCACUUCGGCUGCCCCAGCGCAGCGUCAGCGACUCGAAUCGUCGUCCUGAGGGCCUUUCCGACGAUGAAGACCGGUAUGACUUAUUCGCCGGCCUGUGGCAAGAAUCGCCUUUUGUUAGGCUUCCGUCCGAUGCGCCGCCCCAACUCAGUUCCUUCGUUCGCGACAUCGAAAACCCUCGUCGAGUCUACGCAAUCCACCGUGCCAGCCGUCGCCACGACUUCCAACUCCUCGUCCAACUCUACAUCCAUCAGCUGCGCGAUGGAUGCGGCAAUGCAACCUGCAUCACACCAACAUGCUUCAGCUGCCGGAAGCGCCUCGUCGGUAAAUCGCCAAUCCGACGAUACAAUCCCACGAGCGCCAGGACCUUGGCCAUAUAUCUCGCCAGCCAGGACAAUCCAGAAAGGGGCAUAUGCCCGUCGCUAAGACGGACGAGGGACACCACUCCUGCAGUGAACAACUUGGUCUUCUCAAAAUGCUCCGCCUCAAAGCCUAGCCACCAAAAAUCGACCGACGGCAACGCUCAAAACACAAGCAGCAAGACAGCCAACCAGUCGCAGUUGGAGGACGGUCCUCGCUCGAAAUCUGAGGGUGCAGAGUUGCUGGAGACGGCAACUAACGAUGCGACUCGAGAAACCGAACCUUUGCAAAAUUCGACAGAGAUCUGCGUCUCCGAGCGGCCUGUUACUCGGGACUACAGAUCUUUCGCUGCUACGGCGUUUGGUACGGUCGCGUUCAAGAUGAUUGAAUGGCUGACGCCAAACUCCCUAGACGCCAUGUCUAAAAAGAUAUCCGACCUUGAUUCCUCAGCACAAUCGCCCCCAAAGGCAGCACCCACCCCUUCGUCUGAGCCUCAGUCAGUCCCUGGGAAAGACGCACGCGACCACGAUGACAACCGUGACUCUACUGCCUCCCCCCACAAGCCUUUGCCGAACACCGAUGUACAUGGUGUUGCAGAGUCCCGCGGCAAGAAGGACCAAUCUACUCCAAAACGCACCUCAAAGCCAGCUUUCCGCCCUAAGUCGACGGUCGAAACAACGCGACGUAAAUCUAUCGAGCCUGUCUGCGUUACCACCGAAGCUGAUAAUACUGCGCUUCACCGGUCGACUCGUAUGAACGGAUAUCAUCCCGAUAAGCUCUCGCGACGAACGAAAUCUCCAACCACCAUUACAUUCAAGCCAGCUUUUUUCGAAAACGUACCGAUUCCCGCAUCCGUCGCAGACGAAGUUACCGUCACUUCGUCAGACGGUGAGGAGAGUACCAAGGAAGAAAUGUCAAAACCAGCGCGGCCAGGCAGCAUUCACGAGCAUGAACACCAACCUAAACAGCAGUCGGCUGAAGAAGUGCAAAACGAGGAUCUCGACGAUGCUGCAGCCAUAGAUUACCCACUACCGCAAACGCUGUCGCAGCUCAAUAUUGAGAUUAUCGACUUCAUCUGCGAUGUGUAUAUCGACGAUGGAACAUCGGAGGAUUCGCUUCACGGCACAUUAGGCAACUGUGAAGACUAUUCAGAACUACAAGAUAGGCACGGACAUUGGGCGAGGACGCCCCGACAAAGAGACGCCGUGUACAAAAACGAGUGGAGAGCCUUUCACGAACAAACCUUAUUCAGCGUCCUCAGCGAUCCAGCUGCAUUGGUUACAUCUUUCAGCAAGGAUGGAAAACUAUUCGAUUCGCAUACCUUGUGGCACUGCAUGUUUCGCCUUACCAGAGCAUCGCCAAGUCUCGUUCUCCAUAGCCUAUGGAUGUCGGCCGCUAAGGAGCGUCUCUUGCAUGAGACAAGAGUGCCGACCCUCCUCCUUGACUGGGCCCGAGCGGUCUUGCUGCACGAGUGGGAUGGCAAGGCUCAGUUUCACAAGGAUGGUACCUUUUACGGGGCGUUAUUAUUCAUGGACACUCUUUAUGCGAACAGAAAUGUUCUUUUGCUGGGAGAAAUCCAGUUCCGGGUAGAAUACUUUUCUGAACGCCUUGAUGCCAUGCGUGUGCCUGUACAGUGGAUGGCGACAAAGUCAACAGACAGCUUGGGAAAUCUUCUCGAUUAUCCCUACCUCUUCCGAUCCGAGAUGCUAGUCACAUAUUUCCGAUCUAUCAACUUUGCAUGCAUGAGCCGCACAUUCGAGGAGGCCAGUUCUCUGAAGCGUCGCAUGAGCGCCAUCGUUGAUCCCGGGAGUCUGAUAACGAAUCCUCAUCACAAGGUCGUGUUGAAGGACAUGCUGAGAACGGCCGCAUCAAAGUACCUCGUUCUGGAUAUCGGCCGCACCAGCGUUCUUCGCGACGCGUUCGAUCAGCUUUGGCGGCGUCAAAAGCGAGAGCUGCUCCGUCCUCUCAAAAUUCACCUCGGCGAGGAUGCUGGCGAAGAGGGGUUCGACUCUGGUGGCGUGCAGCAAGAAUUCUUCCGCCUAGCUGUUGCGGAAUGCCUGGACCCUGUGUACGGAGCAUUUACGGUGGACGAUAGAAAUUACAUGGCAUGGUUCAAGCCCCAGUCCGCUGUUGAGGACUGGAAGUUUGAGCUCAUGGGCUUGCUUCUCUCUCUUGCUGUAUACAACGGGUUGACCUUGCCUGUCAAUUUUCCGAAAGCCUUUUACCGCAAGCUGCUCGGAGAACCGGUCGAUCAACUUUACCACAUUGCCGACGGCUGGCCGGAGCUGACAAGCGGCUUGACUACGCUCUUGGAGUGGGAUGAAAAGGACGGCCUCAUUGAGGACAUCUUCGCCCGAACCUAUGAAUUCUCUGUACCAGGAGUGGGCAAAGAUGUGACGAUACACAUGCUUGAGGACAAGCACAAGGAGAAGCCGGGCUCUCCUAUCAGUAACCUUAGCGAUGUGCCAGAAGCGCCGUACGUCACCAAUGAGAAUCGCGACGACUACGUUGCCGACUACAUUCGCUAUCUCACUGACUACUCGUCCGUCGUGGAGGGCGUGCAGGAGAUUGACAUUUCGGAGCUGCGCCGGUACACGCGCUACGUCGGCUGGGACACGUCGCACCACACGGUUCGCGACUUUUGGUCCAUUGUGAAGCGCUACGACGACCGCAUGAAGCGCAAGCUGCUCGAGUUCGUCACGGCCUCGGACCGUGUGCCCGUGAGCGGCCUCAAGAACGUCCAGUUCAUCAUCCAGAAGAACGGCGAGGAGACCGAGGGCGGCCACCUGCCGACGGCGUACACGUGCUACGGCACGCUGCUGCUGCCCGAGUACCGCGACAAGGAAGUGCUGCGGGAGCGUCUGGGAAUGGCGCUGGAGAAUGCGCAGGGCUUUGGCUUUGCGUAG
This is a messenger RNA of Akanthomyces muscarius, 3276 nucleotides long. RefSeq lists its product as uncharacterized. NCBI's taxonomy places the organism in Eukaryota, Fungi, Ascomycota, Sordariomycetes, Hypocreales, Cordycipitaceae. Gene Ontology annotation, molecular function: ubiquitin-protein transferase activity. The coding region runs from base 1 to 3276 and encodes 1091 amino acids. The record is from RefSeq and is a predicted model, not a curated record. The transcript is spliced from 4 exons.